This is a messenger RNA of Sitophilus oryzae (rice weevil), 5033 nucleotides long. RefSeq lists its product as uncharacterized. NCBI's taxonomy places the organism in Eukaryota, Metazoa, Arthropoda, Insecta, Coleoptera, Curculionidae. The coding region runs from base 1 to 4740 and encodes 1579 amino acids. The transcript is spliced from 6 exons. The record is from RefSeq and is a predicted model, not a curated record.
AUGUCUGAAAUCGAAAAGUUUUGUGUAUUUUGUUUAAAGAAAAAGGAUAAAUUAAAAUCCUUCACGGAAACAUCAUUGAAAAAAUGUCAGGAAAUUUUGAUCGUUCGGCAAAUGCAUAUUUUGAAAUGGAACGAUGUUAAUUUACCGAAGGAAGUGGUUGACUUUCAACGGUAUCAUUCUCAUUGUUACUCUGUUUUUUCUGCUCUACCUCCAAAAUAUAGAAAGGGGCUGGAUAAAAACGCCAAUGUUGAUGCAGGUCCGCAGUUUAGUUCAAAUCUUGAAGAAGAGGAUUCACCAAUUGUUUAUGAAGUUCCUUCUACUUCAAAUAUAGAAGCUGAAGAUUCAUCAGGGUUAUUAGAAUUACAAGAAGAUUUAGGGGAUUCUGCAGCUACGCAGCAGUCACCUUCAAAAGUAGAGCUGGAUGAAUCAUCAUGUUUAAGCGAUCAGGGAGUUAUGGGAGUAAUCGCCGAGCCAGAAAGAGACGAAUCAAUUGCUUCCGGUGCCUGCUUCUUUUGCAACCAAAAAAGAAAAAAAUAUAGAGGCAAUGAACAAUCUCUUCAUACGCGAACCUCAAAGAAAACUAUUGAUGAACUUCUAGAUAUUGCAAGAGAACAAAAUGACAUUUUAACAAUUGAUAGGCUUCAGAAAGUUACGGCUUCGGAAGGGUAUUUUUUAUACCACAAUGCCUGUCAUUUAGCAUACCGCACGAAGUCGGAUUCUGCUAGAAGAUCUACGCAGAAUAAAACUGAAUGGCAUCACAACAGAGAUCUGCACAAGUUAGCAUUCAAGACUGUACAGGAGUACGUAAAGGACCAUAUAGUUUGCAAAAAGGAAUGCUGUUUACUUUCAUACCUAGUUAUAUUAUAUGAAGAAAAUGUAAAAGCAAAUAAUCAAGAAAUUCCCAUCAGGAUAAAGUCGUGGCGCCUAAAGACAAAGCUAUUGGAAAUAUUUCGUCAUGAAAUUGAGAUUGAAGUUUUCAACGAAAAAGAAGUGGUUCAACCUUUGGGAUCAAUCCUUUUGAACAGUGAUUUUGACAGACUACAAGAAGACAACAUUUUAAAUGAAGCGGCUCUAGUAAUCAAGUCAAUCUUACGUACGGUUAAAGUGCACAAGCUUCCUGCAGACAUCCGUCCCGAAGACAUAAUCGCUGGUGAAUGUGAGACACCUGAAAGGUUAAUUGAUUUUUUCGAUAAAAUUUUCGAGCCAAUGAAUACUCGGCGAAAAAUAGCUUCUAAAAGGCGAGUCAGUGAAUCAUUAGCACAAGACGUUAUUUUUGCCGCUUCUAACGGAAGAAUUAAACCUUCUAAACAUAUCACGUUGGCCCAAACGUUGAAGAGUAUUACGAAUAGUCAGAAAGCUGUGAACAUCGUGAACAGAUACGGUCAUUGCGUCAGCGACAAUGUGUUAGCAGGAAUAAUCACAGAAGCGACUUACUGUGCCGUUAAGAAAAGCACAAUUUGUCCGGAAGGAAUCUUGAGAAAUCCUGCUUUACGUACAUGUUUAGCAUUCGACAACUUCGAUCGGUUUGUUCAAACGCUGACCGGUAAGGACACUCUUCAUGAUACUGUGGGAAUCAUAUAUCAAGAUAUUCCUUCAAGUGCCAAUAUUGUUACUACAGCUACUGCGGAAGAAAAUCAACAACUUACAAAUGACGGCGACAGGAAAAGGAGACGUCGCACUUUUGAUAUGAUAACUUUUGAAUUGGAAUCGUAUGCAAAGAAGCCUCGGCUAGAAGUAUCACUAGAGCCUGUUGCCAGUACAUUGCGUAUAAGCAAUGAUGAACAUGACUUAACACCAUUCAAACAUAUUAGUUUUACCUGGAUUCUGUCUCAUCUUCUGAAAUUGCCCAAAACGCCAAUGUGGAUUGGAUAUUACAGUAUGUUGUACGAUGACAAAAGCAGUCAGCAGAAGGUUUCAUACACAACCACAAUUAACGAGUCUCCAACAAAACCUGUUGUCGUUUUAAAAACUCUUGAUAUAAGUGAACAAACCCGCAUUGAAUGCAAUCAACAGUACAUGGAAGUCACCUACGAUUUGGCUAUUGCCAAAAUCGCUUUCCAGCUUCAGUAUGUUGAAAGACCGAGAUUUGACAAAAUAUUCAUCCACCUAGGAACAUUUCAUGUUUACCUGGCAUACCUGAAAGCGGUGGGAAAGUUUAUCGACGACUGCGGAGUGACGAACAUUCUUGUCAAUUCAAAUGCAAUCGCAAGCGGAUCCGUCAGUAGUUUUUUGACAUCAAAAAAUUACAAUAGAUGUAGAAGACUGCAUCCUCGUUUGGCCCUCGCAAUACAAAUAUUGCACAUGGAAAGAUUUCUAGAAGAUCAAAACAUAGAAAUUUCGGAUGAAGAGAAGAACGCUUUAUUAAAUUUUAGAUCAACAGUUUCUAGCAGGCCAACUAUUACGGAAGAAAAGUUGAUAAGUCUAUUUUCCAAAUAUGAUAAGUACUCAGAAGAAACACUAGAAGGCCGAUAUGGACUCACCCCUCAGUAUUACAUGCUAUACGUUAAACUAGCAAAUUAUUACUUGAUUCUGGAUCAGAGUGUACGGACGGCUGAUUUCUGUACAUUUAAGUGGGUACUACCACGUAUUACAAAUAUGUUCUUCACAUUUAACCAGCAGAAUUAUUCACGUUAUCUGGUCUAUUAUCAUGAGAAAUUAAUGAAAGUGGAGGAGUCACAUCCGGGUUUACUAACCAGCUUUGAGGAGGGGUCAAUUGGUGUUAGAAGAACAAAUAAAUCUUUUUCAAGGAUCCCACCUGAUCUCACCAUGGAGCAGACGUCUAAUGCUGAUGCAGGAAAUAAAUUGACAGGAGUCUCAUAUAUAACAAAUUCAUAUUCAGCCCGUCAACGUUGGGCCUUGUGCCAUACUAUAAAUAGUACAGUUAACACCUACACAUAUGAACGAACAGGUUUGAAAAAAAAUCAAGAUAUAACUGAAGAUUUGCGAGCAAGUUUGAUGAGGAAAAAUUUGAAAUCAUUGUACGAAAUAAUUGAAAAUAUCAAAGACAAUGUUAACCCCUUCGCAACCGACUUAAAUAAGGACUUAUUAUAUAAUAUUUCAACGGGUAGAGCAGUUGAAAAUGAUGUUGCCAAAUUUCUAAUCAACGUCGAAAAGCUUGGAAGUGAGCAGCGAGAAAGGUUUAUACAGGAAUGCUCAGAAGACAGGACAAGAUUUGAACGGCCCAUAAAACAAAACAAAAUACUUAACUUCAGUUCUGUGGUGCCGAAGAAAAAAUGUUCUAUAUCCGGCAAAUUAGUGGAAGUACGAAUGGAGAGGGACUUAUUUGGGCAGUUACUGCGAAUAUCUCUUGAGAAGAAACUGGAUAUUGACAAAAUUUUAUCGCAUCCGCUAACACCUAUGUCAUUAUGUUUCUCCCACGUGGACGGUACAUUAUGCAAAACAGACAAGUCGACCCUUCUGAAAGAAUUAGAAAAACAAAUACAAAGUGAUUCUCCACCAUAUUGUGACGUCAUGAUAUUUGAUGGCUUUUUUUUGUUAAAUGCUAUGAAAGAUGUGCCACGUACCUUUGGAAAUGUCUCGAAGAAGUUCCUGCAGAUGGUUACUUCCAAUACUGCGUCGACUAUCAUAGUCCUAUUUGACUCCUAUCCAAGUCCGUCCAUCAAGGAUUCAGCGCACCAAUGUCGAGGAACAAGCAGAGGGCAACAAUUCAAAAUACGUGGUCCAGACCAAGUACGUCCUUUGGAGUUCACCAGGGAAAUGAGAAACAUAAACUUCAAGGAAGAAUUGAUAAACUUUUUCUCAAAUCAUUGGGGGUACGACGAAAUGGCAUCUUUUAUCAAUAGCAAAGAAGUGUACAUCAGUGCUGAUGAAUGUCACAAAUACAGCGUUGUCCAUGACAAAGUUUGCAAAACUACUCUGCAGAGUUUGGCCUGUCCAGGUCAUGAAGAAGCAGACACUAAGAUUGUUUUCCAUAUUUGCCAGCUUGAUGAUGACAAAAAUGUAGUAGUCAGAACAUCAGAUUCGGAUAUCCCAAUAAUUGUGCUUGGUAACAUGCACAAUUUCAAGAAUAAAGUUAGAGUUUGGAUAAAACUAGGCACUGGAAAUAGAGAGAGGUUUUUAAAUGUUAACCAAUUAUAUUCAGCUCUGGGGAAGAACGUGUGUCGCGCUUUACCAUCUUUUCACGCCUUUUCAGGCUGCGACUACAAUCCCGCGUUUUUCAAGAAAGGGAAAGUAAGACCAUUUUCAAUUUUGAAAAGAAGUCCAGAGUUUUUGAAAGCUUUUUAUGAUAUGAACACUGACAACGCUGAUGAAAUUUUCGCUACAAUAGAAAAAUUUGUAUGCGCUAUGUAUGGAUUCAAAUCAAUUGAUAAAGUGAACGACGGUCGGGUGGCAAUGUUCAUGAAAAUUUAUAAAUUCAGUGAAGAGGAAAAUAGAUUGCAAUUGCCCAAUAAAAAUUUUGAUGGUUCCCUUUUGCCGCCAUCACAAUCGGAACUAACUCAACACCUUCGUAGAACCAUCUUGAUCUCCAAUAUUUGGAAAAACGCCUUCAAAAAGGAGCCUCCAAAUUUGGAUCCACUCGAGUAUGGUUGGCAAUUUGAAGACGGAAAAUUUGUGUGCAAAUGGUUCGAGGGCGAUCAGCUACCGUCAUCAGUGGAAAUGAUCACACAAGAAGAUACAAAUGCUGAAGGCACUGAUGAGGCGGAUGAAGAUGAAUUAUCACAAGAGGAUGAAGACAGUGAUGUAUCUGAUAAUGACAGUGAUGAGGAAGAUGAUGAUUAAACUUUUUGGAAUUUUUUGUUUAAUAUUUUUAUCUACAUAGUUACUCAAUAAUAUAAUAUUUUACAGUCGUACAGUAAAUUUUAGUCGACUGAUUAAAUUAUGAUUCAACCUCUCGUGUUUUCCAUGUAUGUUUUUUGUGAAUAGAUUGUCGAGAAUCAUUUCCUUAAGUUUGAAAUUUUGAUGAAAGGUAAUAUUUUUAUUGAGAUUUACGAAAACAAUCAUCCGCUGCCUGUAUGUCGGUGGAAAUAUCGUCCGCUUGUGCAUCAUAACGCGUUUAUGUUCGGUACCCUUUA